CACUCUCUCUCUUUCUGUCUGUCUUUCUUUCUAUCUCUCAGUCAGUAAUAAUGGAGCCCAGCAGUCCGAAGAAGAUCCAGUUUGCUGUACCUCCGCUGCAGGGACAACUGGACCCACAGGCUGCCGAACAUAUCCGUCGCAGAAGACCGACUCCUGCCACUCUGCAGAUCUACAGACAACCUGGCACAGAUGUUGGAGAUCAACACAAUGCCAGCGGAGAGUCACAGGCUUCAGAUUCAGCUCAGAGAAAGCAGAGCACCUACGCCCCGCCCACCAUGAAAGGUAAGCUGAAAAGUUCUGUCCCGGAGGAGAACGAGGAGGAAGACAACCCUCUGGACGGCUGAUCCAGGAGAGACAAAGAUCUCAGCACACCAAGAGACGGCCGAUUUAUAUCUCUGAUACUCUCGACAAACCAAACGGACAGAAUGCUGUCCAUCUCAAGUGUAGCACCGGCAAGACAGGACAUUGAUCUGUGGGAUAGUUUAUUGAGAGACAGAAGCAAAUGAUUAAUUAGAGUAGGCAAAGAUAAGUAAUGAAUGGACCUGGAAACAGCUCACUUAGCACAUUCAGCAAAACUGUUACUGACUAUUAUUAACUAACCCCAAAACAAAAUUAGUAAUUACCUUUGUUGGUCCUGAUUUAGUCUAGAAAUACAGUAGAAGUAGGAUUUCCCCUAAAAACUCACCACCAUCACAACAGUUUACCUCAAAACAGCCGUUAACACUUUCUGCAGGAAACACAUUAAUGUCAUGUAAACCAACAACUUGAACUAAUUAAGUCUCAGAAAAUAGUCAUUUUUUGACCAUUAUACAGUGUCAGUUUACUUAAAACCAAAUCAAACAAACACAAUAAAAAUCUUGAUAGCAACAACAAAAUAAUCAUGUUAACUGCUAGCAUUUGUACUAUAACUUUACAAUAACUAGCAACUUUUUUGGGUUGUUUUCUGCCAUAUAAUUUCAAAUUUUCUCAGUAUGAUUAGGAAGGUGGUUGGCCAAUAACUAAUACUUGUAAAAAAUAUAUGCCGUAGCUUAUGAAACAACCAUGCAAUAAAUACUACAUUUAGCUUUUAGCUCAUUAAUGUCAUAAUACAUUUUCACAGUAGACGUUGACAAUAUAAUAAAGGGUUGGUUAACUCCUAAAGCAAAAAUAACCUAUUUUAUCUCUUAUCUGUAAUGCUAUUCAACACUCUAGAUUCUUUGGUGUGUGUUGCUGAGUGUUG
Molecule: messenger RNA, 1219 nt
Organism: Centropristis striata (black sea bass)
Lineage: Eukaryota; Metazoa; Chordata; Actinopteri; Perciformes; Serranidae
Product: protein phosphatase 1 regulatory subunit 1C-like
Exons: 5
Coding region: 51-344 (97 amino acids)
Biological process (GO): intracellular signal transduction
Cellular component (GO): cytoplasm
Molecular function (GO): protein phosphatase inhibitor activity
Source: RefSeq, a predicted model, not a curated record